AUGUCGACACCUCGCGUCUUCAUCAUCCGUCACGGUGAGACUGAAUGGUCCCUCAACGGCCGUCAUACCGGAUCCUCGGACAUUCCUCUCACUUCCAAUGGCGAGAAGCGACUCCUCAACCUGGGCAUCAACCCGGCCGAGCUUCCCUGGUCACCUCACGGGGAGCUUCCCAUCCCCCGCAGCGAGUUUCUGGGCUGCGGGUGCAAGAUCGAAAUCACAGAAGACGUUCGCGAGUGGGACUACGGAGACUACGAGGGUAUCACGAGCCCCGAGAUCCGCAAGAUUCGCGCAGACCAAGGAUACAAGGGUACCUGGGAUAUCUGGAAAGAUGGAUGUCCAGGAGGAGAAUCCCCCCAAGAUGUCACAGACCGUCUAGACAGGCUGAUCAACGACAUUCGCCAAAAGUACCAGGCCCCCGUCAUCGACAAUCACAAGACUGAAGACGGCACCAACGGAGACGUCCUCAUCGUCGCCCACGGGCACAUCCUCCGUGCCCUGGCCACGAGGUGGGUCGGCAAGACGCUGCAGGAUGGACCGGCCUUCUUGCUCGAGGCGGGCGGUGUUGGGACACUGAGUUACGAGCACCACAAGAUUGAUGAACCAGCCAUUCUCCUCGGUGGUUCAUUCGUCGUAGACUCGGACAAGCCGUAA
Molecule: messenger RNA, 651 nt
Organism: Geosmithia morbida
Lineage: Eukaryota; Fungi; Ascomycota; Sordariomycetes; Hypocreales; Bionectriaceae
Product: sedoheptulose-bisphosphatase
Exons: 4
Coding region: 1-651 (216 amino acids)
Biological process (GO): ribose phosphate biosynthetic process
Molecular function (GO): sedoheptulose-bisphosphatase activity
Source: RefSeq, a predicted model, not a curated record